UUGAUUGAGAAAAAAUAACGAUUCGGCGCUGUUUGUUUCACGUUAUACACACACACACACACAAACACGAUUUGCCACAUCACAUUCAUUUCAAAAAACAAAUCAUUCCAAAUUAUCAUCAUUAAAAUGACCACGAUUGAAAAACUUCAAGAACAGAUACAAAAAUUGGAACAACAAUUGGAAUUGUUAAAAUGUUCCAAACAAAAUGUUGGCAGUGGCCGUGAAAAAAUCGAACAGAUGAGCGAUGUUGUUAAUGAUUCGAAUCCAUAUAGCCGUUUAAUGGCAUUAAAACGAAUGGGAAUUGUUCAAAAUUAUGAGGAAAUUCGUAAUUUUACCAUUGCAAUUGUAGGUAUUGGUGGUGUCGGUAGUGUAACAGCCGAAAUGCUUACACGUUGUGGUAUUGGUAAAUUAAUAUUAUUCGAUUAUGAUAAAGUUGAAUUAGCAAAUAUGAAUCGAUUAUUUUUUCAACCAAAUCAAUCUGGCCAAAGUAAAGUUCAUGCAGCACGUGAAACAUUACAAUUUAUUAAUCCAGAUGUUAAAAUUGAUAUUUAUAAUUAUAAUAUAACAACUGUUGAUAAUUUUGAUCAUUUUAUGCAAACAUUAUUGACCGGUAAUCUUAAAAAUGGUCCUGUAGAUUUAGUAUUAAGUUGUGUUGAUAAUUUUGAAGCAAGAAUGGCAAUCAAUCAAGCUUGUAAUGAAUUAAAACAAACAUGGUUUGAAUCUGGUGUUUCGGAAAAUGCUGUUUCCGGUCAUAUACAAUUCAUCCAACCGGGUGUUACGGCUUGUUUUGCUUGUGCACCACCAUUGAUUGUUGCAUCGAAAAUCGAUGAAAGAACAUUGAAAAAAGAAGGUGUUUGUGCUGCAAGUUUACCAACAACAAUGGGUAUUAUUGCCGGAUUUCUUGUACAAAAUUCAUUAAAAUUUUUACUAAAAUUUGGUGAUGUUACACAUUAUCUUGGCUAUAAUGCAUUAAAUGAUUUUUUUCCACAAAUGUCAAUGAAACCAAAUCCAAAUUGUGAUGAUUCGAAUUGUUGUCGUCGACAAAAAGAAUAUAUUCAACAACAACUUAAUCAACCAUCAUCAGAACAAUCAAAAAUCCAUGAUAACAAAGAAGAUGUUAUCGAACAUGAUGAUAAUGAAUGGAAUAUUUCGGUAAUUGAUGAAUCAAAUAUUGAAUCGAUUGAUCAAACAAAUGUUGCUGAAGGUAUUCGUUAUGCAUAUGAAACACGACAAACAUCUAACAAUGAAAAUGAAUUAUCGACAACAACAAAUCAAACAUCGAAUAAUGAUGUUUCAUUGGAAGAAUUAAUGAAACAGAUGAAAAACCUUUGAAAAAAAUUGCCAAAAAAGAUUUAUUUUUGAUAUUGAAAUUUUGUUUCCUUUGUUUCAAAUAUUUAAAUCAAAUCCAAUCGAAUCAAUUGAACAAAUGGAUCGAGCUCACUCUGACGACCAUAAGGAUAAAUAUUUUCUUUCUUUUUUUUCUGUAUUCAAAUAAUAAAAAAAGUGCAAAGAGCAACAACAUUGGAUAUGAACCUAAA
Messenger RNA from Dermatophagoides pteronyssinus (European house dust mite), 1538 nucleotides. It is a transcript of the gene Uba5, whose product is annotated as Ubiquitin-like activating enzyme 5. NCBI's taxonomy places the organism in Eukaryota, Metazoa, Arthropoda, Arachnida, Sarcoptiformes, Pyroglyphidae. Gene Ontology annotation, molecular function: UFM1 activating enzyme activity. The record is from RefSeq and is a predicted model, not a curated record. Gene Ontology annotation, cellular component: cytoplasm; cytosol. Gene Ontology annotation, biological process: protein ufmylation.